Molecule: messenger RNA, 810 nt
Organism: Colletotrichum destructivum
Lineage: Eukaryota; Fungi; Ascomycota; Sordariomycetes; Glomerellales; Glomerellaceae
Exons: 1
Coding region: 1-678 (225 amino acids)
Source: RefSeq, a predicted model, not a curated record
AUGGACGAUCUCCCACGACACCCACUGCUUCAUCCUGGUCCAUUGCACCUUCCACUGGCUAUCUGUACCUUGGUACCUCUCUCUGUUCAUGCUCCCUCCUGUUCCUGUUCCUGCUGCUCCUCCUCUUGCUGUUGCACUUGCUUGCACUUUCCCGGCCUGGCUCUUCGUUUCUGCACUUCUCCUUCCUUCCUGCCGCCAGCUGCACCUACCCUGCCGUCGUUCCCUUCGCGCGAGUCGCCCAACGUCGCAGUCGUCGAAUCUUUUCUCUCGCUCCCCUCCUUUUUUCCCCCCAUCCCAUUCCCUUCUCAGUCUUGCAGACUUCCAUUUCCACACUCACGCUUCUUCCAUCUUCCCCUUGACCUUGCCAUUCGUUCUUUUCCACACACACUUACAAACACACUCACACCCUCGUCAAGGGUCAAGCCGCCACCGUCAACUCGAUCUAGUCCAGCCAGUCCUUUUCUGUCCCAACCAACCGUCUCCCGCUCACGCACGCCAUCAACCAACAGACACACAAUCACACACUCAUACCCCAGCCGGCCCCGUCCGCUCAAUCUGAUAAACCACCUAGAGGUCCUCGAAGCCCGGCGUUUUGACUCCCUCUCAUUCUCUCGCUCCCGCACCGACUCCGGACACAGACAUCAAGCUACUCUUAGCUUACCCGCUCCGAAUCAUUAAAAAACGCCAAAAACACGACGAACAGUCUCCCGAUCGCCGCUCAUAAUAGACAACCUCGGUGACCUUGCCGGCCCAAUCAGUCCCUUCGCCCCAACAAUAGAUCCCGCCGCAAAUAAGCCAGAAAAGAAAGGG